AUGUCCGACAAUGUAUUCAAGCUCUAUCGGCGGCUCACGAACUUUCCCGAGCUCGAGACCCUGACCAUGGACCAGCUUCAAGACUUCAUAGAGGCCUGCUGCGAGGUUCGACAUGCCUUCAUGAUUGUCCAACGAUCUUCGCAGAGCAGCUGCUCGCCGCCUUCAUACAUUCCCGAAGCAUUCAUUGGAUGGCUCGCCGAUGUCACUUACCUCGAUUUAUCACAGCUGGAGGCGCUCUGGAAAGCCCUCAAGGAGCAUAUCUGGACCAAGCCACGCAUGAAGGAACGUUCUCAGCGAUUGGUGGCGAUAUUUGAAAGGACAGGAUGGAAGAGGGGAAUUCCGCUAAUCUCGCUACACCCACCAAAUACAACAUGUACGAACUCCCUCUGCGACAACAACAAUGAGCUUCGCCGGCAAGACAUACACGAAGCGGUCGUGUUCACCCUUGAACACGGCGUCCAGAUGGCCAGUCUCGUUAACUUUACCUGCGGCACCUGCCGACAUCAAUAUCAUCAUAACUAUUACAUUCACGACGACAAUCUCACUCGCACAUUCUACGACGAGAUUCCCGAGUACAUCGAAGUCGACAAUCAUCACUACAUCGACAUCCGACUCAUGGAGAUGUUCACUACUGCAAUGCGCGUAUCUUCAACCUCUGCGACUGCAUGCGCAAAGAUAUACGAGGACGCUUUUGCGCGGAACGGCCCCAGCUUUGACAGCUACUACAGCUACUCCCGCCUCGAUCCCACCGACUUCGCUCUGCGCUUUAGUCCUCAUAUGACCCCAGAGCAGAUCUGGGUAGGAUUCACUGUCCUAGCGCUCUUACGCGACCGAAAGGCGAUUGGAGAGGAGUACCCUCUCUCGGUACCUCACCAAGGUAGCCAUCGGGACCGCUAUGAAACGGCCAUGCGAGAGCGGAAUGAACGCAUCGUGCGGCUUGGCCAGCCCGAGCUUCGUCACUACUGUGACGGUUGUAUGCGCGUUUGGGAGGUGGAGACGGAUGAGGGUAUAAAACGCUGGAAGUGUCAAGUGGCCGUCUCUGACGGGAUUACGAUCGGACAUUUUGUCUGUAAGAUUUUCCGAUGUCUCAACGCGCUCGACAAGAAGACAAAUCACUUCUGCGACGACCACAAAUACCUCGCCAACAUAUGCGCUGUCGAAAACUGCGAGCGCUCGAUUUCUCCAACUGAGCGCACGAAGAGCACUUGCGAUGACAAAUCACACCGGGAUAUGGAGAUCAAGAGUCGGAACCGCGGGCAGUCCAUGUUCGCACUCAAGGAACGGCUCGCUCGCUGCAAGACUUCGCGCCCGGAAGCAUCCAUCGAUGAGGAGACCGACACAGCACUGCUCGACGACAGCGAAGAGUGGUACGAGAUCGAUUCGGCCGGAAACAUUCUUCAACACGUCAACAGUCGCCCUGUAAAUGUUGGCGUCGCUGACGACGUCUCCGAGACCGUCACCACCGUCACCAGCAUCGCAGAUGCUUCAUCCACCAGCACCAGCACUCAAGGCCAGACAAAGCCUGUGCAUCAACCGAAGCAGCCAAAACGCUUCAAGAUCCUCCUCGCCCGCCGUCGCUCCUGCUGCGAGGUCACUAUCGUUUGGCCAUGUGGAGUCAUACUGGCUCGUGCAACCCUUGUCGGCGCCGAAGCCGUCUCUAAUGUUCUGGACUUUGUUAAGCGGGUCUUCACGAUCCCCGGUGCUCAGAAACCUGAGCACUGGAUAUACGACACUGCAUGCGACGCCAAACGUCAGGCACAGAAUGACCCGUGGUGGGAUGAUGUUGGCAUGUGCGUCGACCCCUUCCACCUCCUCAACAAGCACAAGGAGACGCAUGAGUAUUGCCAGCUACAUUGCAACCCGGCCGACUACCCGGAGCUCCUCUCAGACGACGGCAAGUCCUGGUGGUUCAACAGCAGCAUCGCUGAGCAAGUCAACGUCUGGCUUGGGUCGUACCAUGCUAUGCUUCGGGAGAUGACACCAACUCGGUAUGACUUUUUCCUUGAUGAGAUGGUUCGCCUUCGAAAUGCCGAGGUAGUUUCGUUGCUCAAGGCCAAGGGUAAAUGUCCAAACCUCUCUCCUCUCGAAGAUUAG
This is a messenger RNA of Coniophora puteana RWD-64-598 SS2, 2094 nucleotides long. RefSeq lists its product as uncharacterized. The record is from RefSeq and is a predicted model, not a curated record. Lineage: Eukaryota; Fungi; Basidiomycota; Agaricomycetes; Boletales; Coniophoraceae. Bases 1 to 2094 code for a protein of 697 amino acids. The transcript is spliced from 6 exons.